CUCUGGGAAGCGGCUGCGCUGCGCGGGCGAAUCUUUGCUCCUGGGAAGAUGGCGGCGGCGGAGCCGGGGCAUUAGGGCAAGUGCAGGCUGCGGCCACCCGCUCGGCUGGACGCACAGGCCGGCCCGGAGCUGGUGACUGUCCUCCGUGUGUGACCUUGGCAGGUGGGCACAAUGGACCUGGCUUACAUCUGCGAGUGGGAGAAAUGGCCCAAGAGCACCCACUGCCCGUCGGUGCCCCUGGCCUGCACCUGGUCCUGCCGUAACCUCAUCGCCUUCACCACGGACCUGCGGAGUGACGACCAGGACCUGACCCGCGUGAUCCACAUCCUGGACACCGAGCACCCCUGGGACGUGCACUCCAUCUGCUCGGGGCACAGCGAGGCCGUCACCUGCCUCGAGUGGGACCAGUCAGGCUCGAGGCUGCUGUCUGCUGAUGCCGAUGGGCAGAUCAAGUGCUGGAGCAUGGCCGACCACCUGGCCAACAGCUGGGAGAGCCCCGUGGGCAGCCUGGUGGAGGGGGACCCCAUCGUGGCCUUGUCGUGGCUGCACAACGGUGUGAAGCUGGCCCUGCACGUGGAAAAGUCGGGCGCCUCCAGCUUUGGCGAGAAGUUCUCCCGAGUCAAGUUCUCGCCGUCGCUCACGCUGUUUGGGGGCAAGCCCAUGGAGGGCUGGAUUGCGGUGACAGUCAGCGGCCUGGUCACCGUGUCCCUGCUCAAGCCCAGCGGGCAAGUGCUGACCUCGACGGAGAGCCUGUGCCGGCUGCGUGGCCGCGUGGCCCUGGCCGACAUCGCCUUCACGGGUGGCGGCAACAUCGUGGUGGCCACGGCAGACGGUAGCAGUGCAUCCCCAGUGCAGUUCUACAAGGUGUGCGUGAGCGUCGUCAACGAGAAAUGCCGCAUCGACACCGAGAUCCUGCCCUCGCUGUUCAUGCGCUGCACCACUGACCUCAACCGCCGGGACCGGCUCCCCGCCAUCACCCAUCUCAAGUUCCUGGCCCGAGAUAUGUCAGAGCAGGUGCUGCUGUGUGCGUCCAGCCAGACCAGCAGCGUGGUGGAGUGCUGGUCUCUGCGCAAGGAGGGGCUCCCAGUGAACAACAUCUUCCAGCAGCUCUCGCCCGCCGUUGGUGACAAACAGCCCACGAUUCUCAAAUGGCGGAUUCUGUCAGCCACCAACGACCUGGACCGCGUGUCCGCCGUGGCGCUGCCCAAGCUCCCCAUCUCGCUCACCAACACCGACCUGAAGGUGGCCAGCGACACCCAGUUCUACCCCGGCCUCGGGCUGGCCCUGGCCUUCCAUGACGGCAGCGUCCACAUCGUGCACCGGCUCUCGCUGCAGACCAUGGCCAUCUUCUAUAGCUCCGCAGCGCCCCGCUCCGUGGACGAGCCGGCUAUCAAGCGCCCUCGGACCGCGGGCCCCGCCGUCCACUUCAAGGCCAUGCAGCUCUCCUGGACUUCCCUGGCCCUCGUGGGCAUCGACAACCACGGCAGGCUGAGCAUGUUGCGCAUCUCGCCCUCCAUGGGCCACUCGCUGGACGCGGGGCUGGCCCUGCGGCACCUGCUCUUCCUGCUGGAGUACUGCAUGGUGACUGGCUACGACUGGUGGGACAUCCUGCUGCACGUGCAGCCCAGCAUGGUGCAGAGCCUGGUGGAGAAGCUGCAUGAGGAGUACACGCGCCAGAAGGCCGAGCUGCAGCAGGUCCUCUCUACCCGGAUCCUGGCCAUGAAGGCCUCGCUCUGCAAGCUGUCGCCCUGCGCAGUGACCCGCGUGUGCGAGUACCACGCCAAGCUCUUCCUCAUCGCCGCCAGCUCCACGCUCAAGUCGCUGCUGCGCCCGCACGUGCUCAACACGCCCGACAAGAGUCCCGGCGACCGGCUGACGGAGGUCUGCGCCAAGAUCACGGAUGUCGACAUUGACAAGGUCAUGAUCAACCUCAAGACGGAGGAGUUCGUCCUGGACAUGAACACGCUUCAGGCGCUGCAGCAGCUCCUGCAGUGGGUGGGCGACUUCGUGCUCUACCUGCUGGCUAGUCUGCCCAACCAGGGCUCCCCGCUGCGGCCCGGCCACAGCUUCCUGCGGGACGGCGCGUCACUGGGCGUGCUGCGGGAGCUGAUGGUCGUCAUCCGCAUCUGGGGCCUGCUGAAGCCCAGCUGCCUGCCUGUGUACACGGCCACCUCUGACACCCAGGACAGCAUGUCCCUGCUCUUCCGCCUGCUCACCAAGCUCUGGAUCUGCUGCCGCGAUGAGGGCCCCACGAGCGAGCCGGAUGAGGCGCUCGUUGACGAGUGCUGCCUGCUGCCCAGCCAGCUUCUCAUCCCCAGCCUGGACUGGCUGCCCGUCAGCGAUGGCCUCGUCAGCCGCCUGCAGCCCAAGCAGCCCCUGCGUCUGCACUUCGGCAAGCCUCCCGCUCUGCCCGGCAGUGCCACCAGCUUGCAGCUGGACGGCCUCAUCAGGGCGCCGGGCCAGCCUAAGAUGGACCACCUGCGGAGGCUGCACCUGGGCGCCUACCCCACGGAGGCCUGCAAGGCCUGCACCAGGUGCGGCUGUGUCACCAUGCUCAAGUCACCCAACAAGACCACGGCCGUCAAACAGUGGGAGCAGCGCUGGAUCAAGAACUGCCUGUGUGGGGGGCUCUGGUGGCGGAUGCCCCUCAGCUACCCCUGACUGCGCCCAGGCCCCCGUUGUUUUCGUUUUGUUUGUGGUUUCCUUUGCUGUGCAGAAUGUCAGUGGAUUCCCAAUGGGUUGAAAGGAAAGGCACGCUGUCCCCUUGCUGGUCACAGAGCAGCCACGCACUCCAGACCUUCACUGGGUGCGUGAGACAAUGCCACCCUUGAACUAUGCUUUUCGGCACUUAUCAGCUGCGCCAGCACCUCUGUAACCGGCAGGGCAGGUGAGGACAUGGCCUGAAGCCUCAAGUUGGCACCCUCGGCCCAGCGGGCCCUGCUCUUUCUUCCUCGGAGCCUACUGGCGGAUCCGGGUGGAGGGCCUGGCCGCAUGGCCACCAUAACAGGUGGUGACUGAGACCUGGCCCUGCCCUGAGGAUCUCACUGGCCCGGGUAGAGCCACGGCUGUGUCCCGACCCCUGGGACCCCAGAGCUCAGUGACCGCCCUGGAUUUCCCAGGUCCCAGCUCAGAGGGUCCAGGACAGCUCAGGCCUCUGUCCUUCAGAACAUCCCACACGAACCUGCCGGGUGUCCAGUGGCCACUGUCAGUGACACCAGUCCGGGUGUCUGCUUCGGGUUCCUCACCUGUACCUGUCACUGCUGAGGCCUCGCGACCACCGUCUCUGACCUGGGCAGGCCCAGUAAACGUCCCCACUGGGUGGCCGGUGUCUUGUCGGUGUCCUGGGUGCCACCCGGCAGCCCCCUCGCCCCCGGAGCCUCCCUCCCCCUCCACAGGCAUGUGGUUCCGCCCGUGUGCACUGCUCUCCUGCUCUGUCAGCAUUUAUUGAGCACCUAGUGUCUGCCAGGCACAGGGGUCCCUGCGCGGGGUGGGGGGAGGUAGCGGUGGGCUGGACGUGGGUGGGGGCUGCUCCCCGCCGCUUGGGUUCCUGCGCACAUGAGUGUCUCUGUCUCUGCUUUCCCUCUGCAUCCCUCCCCUCCCCCCGGGUUUCCUGAGAGCUCCGCAGCCCCCAGGGGUCCUGCUUCGCCAGCAGCUGCUUCCACCCAUUAUACCUGGCUCCCUGCGGCCCCGUGCACGGUGCCUGCCUGUUAAGUGGUGAUUGAUUGCUUCUUGUUUUCCUCUGGAGGAGCAAGGGAGGGCGGGCCGGCCAGGCGCCCCGCAGAGGUCGACACGCGGCAGCGGUGUCUGUUGGGCUUUCUGGGGCCGGCAGCGCUCCAGGGGCCCCAUUACCUGGGCCAGGGGCCGCUUCCCUGCUGGCCCGCCCACCUGCGGCAGCAGCACUUGGCGUCUAGGUCCUGCCGUCCGAGAGGUGCUUCUGCGGGGACUUGUGGGGACCCGGAGCUGCUGGCCAUGCCGGGAGGGGUGGAGACACCCUGCCUCGGACUCACCUCCCGUGCUGCUGCCACCGCCUUCUGUCCCCUUGGGGAAAGGGGACCCAGGGCGGCCUCCCUGGUCGGGGGCAUGUGGUCCACAGUCCCACAUAUUUUUUCUCAGCCUUUUUACCCCAUUUGACCAUGUUUUUUUAAAGCAACUUGUGUUUCUCAAGUCAUUUGAAGUCUUUAAACCAGUUAUUUGUCUUAGAAAAAUGAACCUGUUUCUUGCA
Messenger RNA from Globicephala melas (long-finned pilot whale), 4222 nucleotides. It is a transcript of the gene MED16, whose product is annotated as mediator complex subunit 16. Gene Ontology annotation, molecular function: protein binding. Lineage: Eukaryota; Metazoa; Chordata; Mammalia; Artiodactyla; Delphinidae. Gene Ontology annotation, cellular component: mediator complex. Gene Ontology annotation, biological process: positive regulation of DNA-templated transcription. The record is from RefSeq and is a predicted model, not a curated record.